AUGUCGAAGGACAUGGGCAAGAAACACGCGGGACGUCGCCGUCGCAGGCAGAAGAAGACGGUGGAGGGGGGCGCGAAGUCACCGUCAGUCGCAUCGCCUGCCGGAAUUUUUUCCCCUGGUGUGAGUGCCAUGUCCAUGAGUGGUGCAACAAGCCGUGUCUCCGAUCCGUCGCCUAGCACCCUCAACGCAGGGCAGCCUGCAUUGCCAGGAAGGAUCAUCACCAGGCAACCGUCGUCUCCCGGAAGUGUCACAACUACGGAACCGGCGUCAUCCGGCCGUGGCAGCGGCGGUCACCCCUACCAUGGUAGUCCUCACACUGCGGCGGUGACGUCAACUGUCUCCGGAGCCAUCACAGCGCCAAAACACGAUGCGAUGUCCCCGGUCUUGCCGUCAACCUCGGAGCCCACUGCUGCAAGAAACUACCAUUGCGCACUCCUGUUGGCUAGCUGUGGUUUUCUCGCUUUCGUCAGCUUCCUCGUCAUCAUUUCGAGCUUCCACAAGCGCAGUGAGAGCCACUCCGCGCUCUGCAACACGGAAGACUGCCGUGCACACGCCUCGCUGCUCACUAAGCAUCUCAACUGGACGCUGGACCCCUGCGAGGACUUUCAAGCGUUCGUUUGCUCGGCAGUGCGCUCAUCCUCCCACCGCAGCGAGAUCUCCAAGACAGUCAUAGACGUUGUGCGGCUAUCAUGGUUCCAGAGACUCCAGGCCAUUCUAGUCGGUGGCUCGCUCAAGAUUCCCGUUGGAAGGAAGGCGCUCGCUAUGUACAGCAGGUGCAAGGACAAAUACCCGUCGGACAAACCUGAUUUGCCGCUUUUCCUCAAAUUUAUCAGGGACCAAGGAUGGGAUUGGCCAAAACCGCCGCGAGAAUUUGAACCACCGCUGCAAUUCGCCAUCAAGCUUGCCUAUGUGUGGCAAUUCCCGUUAUGGAUGUCGGUAAGUGUGCUGGAGGUCCCGGAUCAAUCUUCGUCAGCUACAAGGCUGAGGUUCCAAAUCCGGCCGAGCAUGCUCGUUCCCGUACUGCUCUACCACCACCAGGUAGCCAGACCCGUUUACGAUACGUACUGGGAUCUGUAUCUUUCCCACAUGUAUCCGGACAGCAGUACGAGACCCAACAUCAGCAGAACUGCUGUCGACGAGAUCCGCGACCUGGAGGAGCAAAUACUGCGCACCUUGCACUCGCUGGCCAACUCAGCGUCAGCAAAGCCGGCGGUGUUUUCCUUCGGCAAUAUCUCGGCCUACGUUCCGAACGCCUUCACUUUCGGAUGGCUUAGAAGCUUCCAGGAAUCCAUGCCUCUCAGCCGACAGCUAAGCUUAGCUGAUGAAAUCGCCGUCAGCAAUGUCCGUCUUCUCCUGCUGGUCGGCGGGCUUCUCGAAACGUACAACGUGCGGCAGCUGAACAUGCAUCUGACGUGGCUACUCGUGCAGUACUACGCUCCCGUGGCAGAUUAUCGCAUGCUCGUCGACCACUACGGCAGCAAGCAGAAAGCAGCGGCUUAUUUGCCUCUUUUCUGCGGCCAUCAGGUCGAAGCAUCCUACAAGGUUCUUCUUGCUGCGCUCGACCUGGUCUUCCGGUUCAAUUCGCGGGACAUCAAGACCAUUAACGACGGCUUUGACGACGUGGUUUCAACAGCUGUCCAAAAGGUCAACGCUUCAGACUGGAUAGACGAUGAGAGCAAGGCGCAAUUAACCGAGAAGAUCUUUGCUGUGAAGAAGUCACUGUGGCCCCCCGACGCUGUCGUGAACGCUGACUUGCUCGAGCAGCUGUACGGUGGGUUUCCCGAAAAUGCUACAAGUUUCGCGGCCCUAUGGAUGAGCACGAGAAAGAAUGCAAGCGUAAUAAUGAUGAAAGGUCAAUAUCAGGAGGUGAUGAGGCUGCCUUGGAACAGUCUGCCUGGCGACGUUGUCUACGAUUACGUCUCAAACACCAUAGAACUGGCAACUGGCACCAUCUCAGCACCGCUGUACUAUCCGCACGGGUCGAAGGCUAUGCUGUAUGGUGGUCUCCUGUUCCUCAUGGCGACCCACUUGGUUCGUGCAUUCGACAAAGAAGGCGUGCGGUGGACGCCCAACGGAUCCAAGGUCGACAGCAUCAUGUCCAAUGCGAGCCUGUUUGAAUAUCACCGUAGGGAUCGAUGCCUCGAUGGUGCUGUAGAGCACAGCCUCUUCCCGGAAGUGUCUGCUUUUGAGAUUACCUACACAGCCAUGAAGCAGUCUCACGUUCGAGACGGUAGCGUGCCCCUGGUGCUGCCUGCUGACCUCUCGGAAGACGAGGUCUUCCUCAUGACGCUAUGUUAUAUUUUGUGCGACAUAUCAGGGCGUCAGCCCUCUCGUUGCCCUGGAUGCCGACGUGAGAGGGGAGCCACUGCAGCGACAGCUUCAAGCCACUUGAAGCAAGGGUGCGAAGCUUUCCGCCAGCAGGGCAAUGCCAAGGCCGGCGGUCUCAGCUCGACGAAGAGCCAGGGGCGCCAUUCGCGAGUCGCAGAGGAUCACAGCCGGAGAAUCCGGGGGGUCCUCCGCCAGCAGGUCACCUCAGCAGCGGUGGAGCUUGCUCAUGGCGUCACGAGCGAGUAUUUCGGCAAGAAGAUAGGCACAAUCACAACGUACAACCAUGGCGUCGCUGGCAACGUGUCUGCCGCCGCGGAGGAUGGUAUCUUCGUCAUGGGUCUCACAUACGACGGAAGGGGUCCCGAUGCGUAUUUCUGGGCCGGAACCAAAGCCGAACUGGACGAAGAGUCAGGUGAUCAGUUGCCCGACGAGGCCGGAAGGUGA
This is a messenger RNA of Dermacentor silvarum, 2772 nucleotides long. Its product is annotated as endothelin-converting enzyme 2-like. Gene Ontology annotation, molecular function: metalloendopeptidase activity. Lineage: Eukaryota; Metazoa; Arthropoda; Arachnida; Ixodida; Ixodidae. The transcript has 6 exons. Gene Ontology annotation, cellular component: plasma membrane. Gene Ontology annotation, biological process: protein processing. The coding region runs from base 1 to 2772 and encodes 923 amino acids. The record is from RefSeq and is a predicted model, not a curated record.